AGAGGAGGUGGUGUCGGUUAAGUGAAUCGCGGUCUACUACUAUCUCAGGGCUACUACUAUCUCGGCCACACAAUUUCCCAGAAACUUCGCCGAGGAAGGUGGUCCAUCUAUCAUCAUUCCAUCAACUCCGCUCCGGUCCGUGGUUUUCGUGUGCACGUGUCGUGUACAGCUGUUCUGUCGUGAAGCGCGGAGCGGGUCAAGGCCGGAGUGUAAUCGUGGUGGUUCUUGCGCCUGCUGUUCCGUUGACCACCGUCUCUUUGGCCCUCGCCUGGCCACCCCACCGAGUGCAAGUGAAAUCUGAUCCGGAGACGAGGAGCACCGUGUUCCAUCAAGUAACCGCGCAACAGCAGCAGAACGAGCAGAAAAAAUGUUACCCUCAUUGUUGAACGACCUGGGCGUGAUUAUCGUCUCGACCGGCAACGUGCUGAACGUGAGCGAUCUGCGCAAGAAGGCCGGCCAGAAACCGACCGAUGAGCUUACGGACUGCCUGCGUUCAACGUUCACUGAAGCGGAAGUGGUUGAACCGUCGCAAAACGGUGAUCAAUCGAGCGUACCCGUGCAGGAGCAGCGCCAGCUUAUAACGCGCCGCAAUAACGAUCUGCUCGAGAAGGUACGGGAACAUCCGCGCGCUGACAUUAAGAUCGGUGCGAAAAUCUUCCUCAAUCGCCACUCGGAACCGGCACUGACCGAAGCAGUGGAGAAGCUGUUCGAAACGCUCAACGUUUCCUAUCUGGACAACCUGAUUCUGGCCUAUCACCCGACUGCCACAGCGGAGAAGGCAACAAACGGCGAGCAACAGCAGGUACAAGAGGCUACGGGUGACGAAGAAGCGAAAGAGGAGGGUGUGAUCGAGUGGGCGGUCGGAAGUGACAAUGCGGUUGGCAACCUGAAGAAACUGUGGGCCAUACUGGAGCGAUAUGCGACCGAUGGCAAGAUCGGACAACUUGGCAUCGCCGACCUCGAUGCCGAUUCGCUGCAGCAGCUGUACGACGGUGCGAAAGUGCAUCCGACGAUUGCCCAAAUCAAUCUAGCAGCCUGCUGCGUGGUGCCACCACAACUGCAAGCCUACUGCAAUCAGAACGAAAUCCAGCUGCUCACGCACAGCGACCCACAAGAACUACUGCCAAGGGAUGUGCUGAAUGAACUGGAACUGGGCAGCUACUAUGCCGGAUGGACGUCGCGCUACCAGGUGCACAUCAAAUGUCGCGGUGUGUUGGCGGCUAAAGGAUUCAUCGUGAGCCUGGAGCGAACGAAUUGAGUCAACAAGGACAACGACGAGCUCUGUAAGGAACACGAAUUUGUCAGUACUGCUGGACAGUCGUGUUAGGCACACACGUACACAUUCGAACACAUACACAUACGCAGGCUCGAGUAUGAAUUGCCGGACGGACAUUGGCUCAGCAAGGAGCGAGGAGCGUAUGCAUGUGUAUUAAUUAGCUUUAGAAUGACUGUUAGACCGUGAUUGUUUCCUUUUUACUACCAUUUACUGCGACACACCGACACACACGUACACUUACAUGCUAACUGACUUUUGACCCCGGUAACUAAAUGUUAACAUUAAACGGCGCAGAUAGGGCAUGUCCUAUAUGCGACUUGAACGAUGUCGUCUAUAGCGCAUAGUAGCUAGGCUUACGAUGAGCGAGGUGGAGUGGGUGAAUGGAUUUGAAGAUGGAAUUAGAUUAAGGGACGAAGGAAGAGAAUACAAAAAGACAACAACACUUUUACUUAGUGCAGAGCAAGGACGCGGCGAGUAGUAGCAGCAGAAACAGCCGAGAAAUUUGAACUAACAGAACGAAGGGCAGCCUUACAAGUACAAGAAGCGUGUGUGUUAGCCUUUAUGUCGCUUACACCCCUUCCCCGGGGUACUUAGUACAGUGUGAUAGUGGGUCAGCACAGCAUACCAUUUAUGUUACAAACGUGAACCAUCAAACCAACAGAGAAAAAUUACAACAACAAAAAAACAUUCAGAAUCAGUAGUAUUGCUCGUAAUGUGUUUUUCGCUGUUUAGAAAGUGGAUGAAAGCACUCGCACCUCCUAUGGUAUGUUCCGUGUUGGUAUGAAGAGAAGCGGGAGUGCCGUUGAAGUGGCAGUAUGUGAGGGGUUUGUUUGAGAAAAAAAGAACACAAAUUAUCUUUUUCACCAAGGCCGGACCUGAUCCUCACGUAAGCACAUCGAUCUAUUUACACCGUCCAUUCAUUGGACUGCGCAAUGUGUUAACAGUAAUAUUGAUAGACAUAUACGAACAAUAAAGAUGGAAUGGUGCGGGGA
Molecule: messenger RNA, 2268 nt
Organism: Anopheles darlingi
Lineage: Eukaryota; Metazoa; Arthropoda; Insecta; Diptera; Culicidae
Gene: Gclm
Product: glutamate--cysteine ligase regulatory subunit
Exons: 3
Coding region: 368-1258 (296 amino acids)
Biological process (GO): glutathione biosynthetic process
Cellular component (GO): glutamate-cysteine ligase complex
Molecular function (GO): enzyme regulator activity; glutamate-cysteine ligase catalytic subunit binding
Source: RefSeq, a predicted model, not a curated record